GCGUUACCGUGACUCGUUAGUAGGCUAUGCCAUCCUGCCACCCAACAACUUAUUAGCAAAUAGCUUCUGCUAGCUAGGGAAGCAGCUAUGAGGCCAUUGUCUUGUCGUGAUGGGAUACACGUACAAGUACCAGUAGUCCAUGCAUUGUCCUUCUUUGCAUGGCUCUGCUUGAACCAAUGUCACUCUGUGGUUGCCUUUGGGAAUGAAGCACCCCCCUCCCGUCGAACAGUGGUAGAACACCUCGUCUUUGGUGGAGGCGUCGGGGGUCUACUUUCUUUGGUAGGGAAUGAACCUGCUUUGGCAGCACGAGGGGCAUUUGAACUUGACAGUGAAUACUAUCUUCGGGAUUUGCUGGGUGGCAACAAGAAGGAAGGCUCCGUGCUGCCAUCAAAGCCGCCACCAACACCUCCACCCAGAACCUUGCAAGGGCCACUGGUUCCAUUGCUAUUGAACAACGACUAUCUACCAACAUGCAUCCCCGUACAAGUCCUCUGCGAGCAGGUGGCUAAACAACAACAGCAAAACGUUGCGGCCAAAUCCAUCGCCGAAAAGGCCACGGAUAUCCGAGCUAGAGCCAGCAGAAGCUUCUACAGUCGAGCCCCGUGGGAACGAGAAGAUGUCAUAGAUCAGUAUUACUUUGACUUGACGGCUUAUGCACUCUGGAAGACAGCUGCAGAAUGUCUUCCCAACUACGCCGAUCGAGAUGCUUUUGUCAGAAAUGUGGGCCGUCGUUUGUAUCAGCAACUAUGCAUACUCCAACCACUACAACUGACACUCUCGUCGUCGUCGUCAUCAUCAUCCGCCAAGAGCGUCGUCGCCUCGGAGGCGGCCGUCGUUGCCAUCUUGAACGCAUUCCGGUCGUCAAACUUUUGCAAAGGAUUUCGAAUUGCCACGGAUCAAUCGUUGGACAACAACAGUAACAAUGGCAAGAACAAUGCAAAUACCAAUGAACCCGUGUUUGACAGUUUGGAUGAUGAAGCUUUGGGCCUUGGAGCCACUGUGGCUUGCCUCGUAAGCAUAUACGAACCAGCUACGCUAGGAGCCAGUCUCCAGAUUACUGGAGAGCAGUCCAGGUUUGCACCGGACCUUAUCGGACCAACAUUGGCAGCUCUUUGGGAAGCGAUGGGCAUCAAAAGUUCCUGGGAAGUCUUCUUUGUGGACCCAGAGUACCGACCCAACCCCAAAGAUUACUAUCCAAAUGAAAAGCUACUCCAAUUCUCGUUGACUGUAUAUAGAUAAUACAUACAAUGUAUUGGACAAGAGCAUUUCACAACCAAUGCAAGAAAGGAUACUUAGUUGGUUACAAUGGCCCAUGGAGGUCUUUUACCAAUAAAGAGCCAAGUAAAUGGACCACAUUACGGUAAUACUGUAAAGGGAGAGAGGGAGCUAAGCUGGGCACAGUAGGCCGGUGGUUGGUGGAUGGCGCCACACACU
Seminavis robusta is the source of this 1434-nucleotide messenger RNA. The record is from the annotation of a GenBank genome assembly. Lineage: Eukaryota; Bacillariophyta; Bacillariophyceae; Naviculales; Naviculaceae.